GAGCGGUGACGCCAGCUCGCCUCCGCACAGUUAAGGAGGUUGGGCUGUGUGAAGCGACUCAUUGAUCGGAGAGUACUGGAAGCAGAAGGAUCGAAGAAAACAGGUGAUCAGAAAAAAAUCGAGCAAGACGGACUCCCGUUUUGCCCGCACAGGCUGAUCUCCUGCCAAAGGGAACGCGCUAUGCGAAACACAUGGAGGGCUUCGCCUGUGCGCGGAUAAUUCUCGCAGUCAUGGGACUUCACUGCGUUGUGUCUGGAGAUGAACUUGAUGUUCCCAAUGACCUGGAAGUGCUGGCAGUGAAAUCUGAAGUCCAUAUGCAGUGGGCUCCACCUAACAAUGAGACUCAGGAACUCUUCUACGAAGUUCAUUACAGAUGGUAUAACGAUGGCGAGCAGUGGGCUCCAGUGCCAGGCUGCACCCAUACUGAGGCCACCCACUGUGUCCUGUCUCUGGAUCAUUUCAACUGUACUCUGGCAUACCAGACCAGGGUACGCAGCGUUUCAGGGAACAGGACCUCCAAGUGGCAAUAUGAGCAUCAAUUUGCAAUAUAUGAUAUAAUGAUUCUGCAGCCCCCAAACUUUACAGUAUCCGUCUACAAGGAUUUCACACUAAUAACUCUGCAGACCUUCAGCCAGAUGGAAAGGAAAUAUCAAAAGGAUUGUUACAAAGAACAACUGAAAUUAUAUUUACAUCUGCAGAGGGAUGGAGAGACGCGCAAGAUGAGUUAUGCACUUGAUGAUUUCAAUAGCAGACUGGAACUCACAGACCUGCAGAGGAGAAUGCGUUACUGUGCCACCUUAGAGCUGAUCCCCAACAAUGCCAACCAUCACAUCGAAGGAUUAAUAAGUGAAGUUUGCUUCAAUACCUUGGAAUCAGGGACCCUGGAAGUCACAGUCACUGCUGUGCUCUCAGUUGCCUGCAUCCUACUGCUGAUCAUCUCACUUGCCAUCUUUUUGCUGAAGGCAUUUCUGAAACGCCCUGCCCAAAUGCCGGAAGCCCUGAAGUCAAUCACUACUCUGUCUAGAAGCUGGCAGCCCCUAGCACUGGACCAGUUCCAGGUGGAAACCAUCCCCUCCUGUCUGGACAAACUGAAGAAGCAGCGCGCAAGUGUGGACAGUGGUGUGAGUUUGGAGCCGCACCCCUUGGAACCUGAGACACUACAUUUGGGAAGUGGAUGCCCACUGUUGAUGGAACUUGUUCAGGAUUCGCUUAGCAUGUCGAGGAGCAGUGGACCCCAACUUCUUAAAGAAACUGGGAGCAGCUGUUGUAGCAGCAGCAACACCACAGUGACAGAAGACAGUGGUGUGUGUAUGAACUCACGCUCCCUGCUGGACUUCAGCGGAAGUGAAAGCAGCCAACUUUCUGAUGUGCGGCUGGUGGUGGAGAUUGGUGCUCCUGCAGAGGACUGUGGUUACCGCAGUCAAAUGCCAGCUGUCUCAGAGGACAACACUUACCCGACUUGGGAGACUAACAGAGGGGGGGGAUUUGGUCCCCCCACUGGCCAAGUACAGACCAACAAAGUUUGUUUGUGCUCCAAAGACAGUGUCUGCUUCCUCUGUCAGAUGGAAGGGCUCAUGGGAAGGAGAGAGGCAGGAGACGACAGGGGAUGGCAGGAGGGCAGUGGGUGUAAUGUGGUGAUUGCACAGACGGACUUGACGGCACAUCAGGAGCCCCCACAGACCCUUUUGCAGGACCUUCUUACCGUCUAUUCUGAUGGCUACUUGAAGAAGGGCGUUCCAAGACCAUCACUCCCACCUCUCCUGGAUAUGAUACAUAGCUGACUAUUAGGUGAAUACAUCGGCACAUCUCACUAACCUGACAUUAUUUAUUGACUUUUUUUUUUUUACAAAGUGUAUUAUUUAUUAAAUU
This is a messenger RNA of Erpetoichthys calabaricus (reedfish), 1869 nucleotides long. RefSeq lists its product as uncharacterized. Gene Ontology annotation, molecular function: protein binding. The transcript is spliced from 7 exons. The record is from RefSeq and is a predicted model, not a curated record. Bases 192 to 1781 code for a protein of 529 amino acids. Lineage: Eukaryota; Metazoa; Chordata; Cladistia; Polypteriformes; Polypteridae.